Uranotaenia lowii is the source of this 3711-nucleotide messenger RNA. RefSeq names its product tetratricopeptide repeat protein 39B-like. The record is from RefSeq and is a predicted model, not a curated record. Lineage: Eukaryota; Metazoa; Arthropoda; Insecta; Diptera; Culicidae. Gene Ontology annotation, molecular function: protein binding. The coding region runs from base 1289 to 3076 and encodes 595 amino acids. The transcript has 9 exons.
CACAACUUGCUGCUGGCUGGUCUAGGGAAAAUCCAUUGGAAAAAUUUACAUCAUUCCAAAAAUGUCCCAUCGGACGAUUGGGUGGAUCUUUGCGCGCUGCGGUCUAUAGUCUACAUAUAGCUGGUUGGUGUCGAAUCACACACUUUACAGUUUAUUUGUUUAUUUGUUGUUCUGCGAGUGUACCUACUGUUGGCAAUCAAAGCUGAACAAACUGCUACCGUGCAGGAUGAUUUGCAUUGUGUCUACGACAUAAUUGAGUGGGUGGAUUGGCAGAAAAAAAUCUAGCAAAUUUUGUCCCAAGAAAAACAAAGAACGAACGAAUGGAAGAAAGUGUUUCUUUUCUGAGAAAAACAUAAACAUUUCGAACAAUGUAGUGUAUUCCAGUUCAAUUAACCGUACUGCCAUCGAUCGUCUUAAAAUCAAUAAUUCAACCAGCAAACAGAGCAAUUCGUAGAAGAAAAAACGAAAUCGUUCUGCGGUUCCUUCCGGUCGGUCUCGGCCGAACGUAUUUAUGUUUAUCGUGGGGUGCUAAUGCCAGAGGAAAAAAAGAGAGAGAAAUCCCUAAUUUUUUGCUUAUUGAUUUCUAUAAGGGAAAAAGAAACUUGCGUGAUAUAAUAUAUGUAUGGUACCGUAUCGCAUAAUCUAAUGCGUAUAAUAAAGUUAUUCGCGAAAAAUCGUUGAAGACAAAGUCUAUCUACGAUAUCUUAUCAACCGCAGAGAACGAGUUAUUUUUGACGGGCCAGAAAUUUCUAUGAAUCGGAAUCAGUGAGGCAAAAUCGCAACGAAGAAAUUCAACUAAAGUGCAUAACUUGGGAAACUAUCAAAAAAAGUUAUUGUGUCACUCCAAAAAAUGAGCAAAAUAAAUUACCAAAAAACCAGUGCCAUUGCAGAAAAGGUGCAAAUGAAGUAAGGUCCACGCCAGUUGUAAUUGUGCUCCUAGUAGGUAGGUUGAGCGCAAUUUUUAUCGGACAACGCAUGCAGCUUUUUGCCGCGUCAGAUGAGCUGAGCUAAGCUGGACUGAGGGAAUAAACAUUAAACAUCCGUUCGUCGUCCAUCAGAGUGGAGAACAGCAAAAGGCAAAAGUUUAUUGUUUAUAAGCCUGGCGUAAUAAAUUUGAACAUCGGCUUUCGCACGUACAUACCCUACUUGCUGUCGUGGACUUUCUGCAAGUGUCAGUAGUGAUUUAGCGAAAUUGGAUAGCUUGCCGCAGCAACAUUCGGUGAUUUCGAAAGGGUCAUAUCGGGGACUGGAUUGGAGUGAGGGCAGUUCAAGAAAAGAAGACGAAAAUAUGGCGCUCAGUAAUUCGCAGCUACAAAACAUAGACGAUGAGGACGAUGAUUUCCAAGAUGCAUGCGACACAGAGGGGGCUUCCCCAUCGUUGGAUCUGGAAGCCGCCCUAUCGGAAGCGAAGCUGGGAGUGAACCUGUUUUUCAAUAACAAAUUUACCGAAGCGGAAGCGCUGAUGAAGCCAUGGGCCACCACUAGCAUGUACCAUUCGGUGGGCAAUUCGGUGUUUGCCUACCUGGAGGCGAUGUUGACGUUCGAGCAGCAGCACAUUGCCGCAGCCUCGGAUGCCCUGAAGCAGUGCCUCGGCGUUUGCAAUCGAUACCGGAAGAAGAACACCCUCACCGAAACGAUUGGGAAAACGUUCAAAAAAAUCAACUACGACCAGUAUACGGACCUGGAGGCACACGCCGAACUCUGUACAGCGGAAGCGAUGCUCCUGAAAGCGAUGCUCACCUUCAUCGAGGACGAAACGCUCACCAGUUUGAUCAAGGGCGGCAUGAAGAUCCGGAACUGCUUCGCCAUGUACAAAGAAUGCCACAACAUUCUGACUCAGCGCCAGUGGGAGUCGGAAAACUCCCGGGUACACUUCGAGAGUGGCGUCCGAAUGGGCUUGGGGACGUUCAACCUGAUGAUCUCGCUACUUCCGGGUCGGGUCAUUAAGCUGCUCGAAUUCAUCGGAUUCUCAGGAAAUAAGCAAUCCGGAAUCCACGAUCUGGUCGAGGGUUCCAAGAGCCUGGGAAUCCGGCAGGUGCUGUGCGUGAUGACUCUGCUGGGGUACAAUUUGAUUGUGUGCUACGUGUUGAGUCACAAGGAGGGAGAUUUGGAUUUCUGCGACGAGCUGCUGGUCAAACAACUGAAACUCUACCCGGAUGGGGUUUGGUUUUUGUUCUUCAAAGGUCGACUGGAGUUCAUGAAGGGCAAUCUGGACGAGGCUCUCAAGUGGUACAAAAAAUCCUGGAAAUCGCAAAAUGUCUGGCCUCAGUUCCAUCAUCUGUGCUUCUGGGAGUUGCUGUGGGUGAAUUGCCUGCGGUUGGACUGGCGUGAGUCACUGCUUUUCGCGACCUAUCUGGUGGACAACAGCCGAUGGUCACGUACGAUCUACACAUAUCAGAAAGCCUCCAUCAUGUGCAUGAUGAAGCGAUCCGACCUCAGUUCAACGGAGCUGCGAACCCUCGACGGUCUCAUGAAGGAGGUGCCAAAGUACAAACAACGAAUUGCCGGCAAAUCGCUUCCGAUGGAGAAAUUUGCCUGCAAAAAGACUGAACGGUUCUUCGCCCAGCAAUCCUUCCUCUACGUUCCGGCCCUGGAGCUGAUGUACGUGUGGAAUCUGUUCAAAAUAUUGGGCAAACAUUUCCACCUGGCCGAUGGCGUAUAUCGGAUAGUGGAGGAAAACCUGAAUGAGCUGGAACAGCGGCAGGCGAAGAAAGGCUCCGGUAGCAGUCCGUUGGCCCCAUUCGAUGUGGACAACAAAGCACUGUUGCUGCUGCUGAAAGGCGCCAUUCUGAGACAGAUGAACAGUCCACUGCAAGCGAUGAAAUGCCUGGAGAUGGUCGUUGCAAUGUUCAAAGAUCUCAAGGAGGAUUUGUAUCUCGUACCUUACGCAAUCGUUGAGAUUGCCCUGAUCUACAUCGAGCAGGGAAAGAAGGAACAGGCCAUCCUGGCCUUGGAGGACGCUAAGAGAAACUACAGUGGCUACUCGCUCGAGUCCCGGCUCCAUUUCCGAAUCCACACGGCCCUGGUCGAACUCAAAGGGAAAAGCUACGAAAACAUUCCAUCUGGUGGGGUCUAACUAAAAUAAACCUAGGCUAAGAAGGGUUGCAAAAACAAAACAAAAAUCAAACUACAUGUCGGAUGCCAGUACUUUUUCGGGGGCCUGAAUCAUGGGUGGGAACCUAAAUACUACUCUAAAUACUACUGCUGUGUGUAGGGGGAAUGAAUCUAGUCCAAAUCGAAUGUUUUAUUUAUUCGAGUGAUUGAAUCGGGCCAUUGCAUUGUUGUGUUUGUUUGGGGGAACGUCUGCAGAAUCCAAAUGAUUUUGUGCUAAGCACACAUACGGGAAAAGUGAUUCGAAAUGUACCCAUCGAUUGAUAAAAAUAUAAAAACGAAGAAAGGCAGAAAAUGAAUACACUUUUAGCAUAAUGAUGCAAAACUCACUUGGCCGACCAGCCAAAAGGGAUGAUUCGGGCAUGAAAGCUACUGACCAAACAUCGACUAUGGAAUACAAAUGAAGCCCGUUAACUUCGUUUGUAUUUCUAUGCGCUCUACUUUUCUUUAAAUCUUUUUUUCCUCCUCUACCUAUAUCGUUUUUGUUAGUUAUGAGGAUCGGUUUUCGCGCCGUCCGUUGGAUAGAUUUCUGUUAGAUUUUAUUUUUAUUUUUUUUAAAUGACACAGAUGAUAGGAGAAUAAAAUUAACAGUUAAGCCAA